AUGUCGACAGGCUACACAAAGGAGCAGGAUACACCCCCACCGGAAACCGACCGCUCGCUCGCAAUGUUCAUACGCAGCACGCAGCUCCUGUGGAUUAUCCUCCACCUCGUCGCUACAUCGAAUGCCCUCUUCACCGACCAGAGCAGCCAAUACUUUGCCAACAUACUCCCACGCGUGAUCUGGGCUUCAUGUACCAUCACUGCCCUCCUCCUCUCAAUCCUCCUCCUCAACGCAAUAUGGAACGCCUUCUACGCGCCCCUGAGCGCAUACCCGGGGCCACUACUCGCCCGGUGCUCAAGACUGUGGUACGCACGCGCCAUGAUCCGCGGCACACUCCCCUACGACAUCCGCGACCUCCACGAGAAGUACGGCGACGUCGUGCGCAUCGCCCCGGACGAGCUCUCGUACGCCUCGGCCCAGGCCUGGAAGGACAUCUACGGCUUCCGCAAGGGCUUACCGGAGAUCCCAAAGGACGCCCUGUUCUACGGCUCCAUGUCGAGUGCGAACUUGAGUCUGCUAGGCGCGGGGACGGAGCGCCAUGCGUACUUCCGGAGCUUGUUGGCGAACGGAUUCGCCGAGUCGCGGAUGCGGGCCGAGGAGGAUCGCGUCAAGGAGUAUUGUGCGCUGUUCAUCAAGGGGCUUCAUGAUGCCUGUGACGGAGGGCGAAAGGAGGUCGACCUGGUAAAGUGGCUCAACUUCUUCAGCUUCGACGUCACCGGCGCCCUCGUCUACGGCAAAUCCUUCGACUGCCUCACCAGCGGCGGCAACUACCACCCCUGGAUCGAAGCCAUGAUGGGCAACCAGAAAUUCGGCGCCCUCGCCCGCACAGCAAAGUACUUCCCCGGCGCCACCUCCCUGCUCAGCGCCCUGAUACCAGCCUCCCUCGCCGCCGCCCGCCGCACACACAUCCAGCACGCCACCGAACUCGCCUCCCACCGCCGCGCCCUCGGCUCCGCCCGCCACGACCUCGUCGAGCGCAUGGCCAGCCCGGAAAGCAGGGUUUCCGACGCCGAAUUCGUCGCGAACACGUGCACGAUUGUCAUUGCGGGGAGUGAGUCGACGGCCACGCUGCUGUCCGGCUUGCUCUACUAUGUGCUGCGCGACGCGCAGGUCAAGGCGCGGCUUGCGGCGGAGAUUCGCGGUGUGUUUGAGUCUGGGUCUGAGACGGAGGCUGCUGCUGCGGGUGGCGCAGUGCCCGUUUCGGCGGCGAAGCUGGGCGAGCUGAAGUAUAUGCAGGCUUGUGUUGCCGAGGCGCUGCGUGUGUUUCCGCCGUUUCCGGGGAAUUUUCCGCGGCGCACGUGUGUGGAGGAGGUUAUUGAUGGGCGGGCUGUGCCGGCGAAUACCACAGUCUCAAUCUUCCACUACUCCGCCUACCACCUCCGCCGCAACUUCAUCCGGCCCGACUCCUUCAUCCCGGAGCGCUGGCUCGACGACUUCCGCUUCGCGCGCGACAACACCGCCGUCUUCCAGCCCUUCCACAUCGGCCCGCGGAACUGUAUCGGUAGAACACUCGCAUACAUGGAGAUACGCAUCCUGCUAGCGCGCCUGUUUCUGGAAUUCGACGUGGAGCUUGCGCCGAGAUGCGCGGAUUGGCAUGGGUUGCAGAAGGUGUAUAUGGGGUGGGAGAGGGCUCCGCUUUGGGUUUCGUUGACGCCGAGGGCGGGGUUGGCGGGGAAGAAGGGGGCAGGGAGGGGGAAUGGGGUUGAGAGGAGGGUUAGUUUUGAGGGGGUUUGA
This is a messenger RNA of Pseudovirgaria hyperparasitica, 1734 nucleotides long. RefSeq names its product cytochrome P450. NCBI's taxonomy places the organism in Eukaryota, Fungi, Ascomycota, Dothideomycetes, Acrospermales, Acrospermaceae. Gene Ontology annotation, molecular function: heme binding; monooxygenase activity; oxidoreductase activity, acting on paired donors, with incorporation or reduction of molecular oxygen. The transcript has 5 exons. The record is from RefSeq and is a predicted model, not a curated record. The coding region runs from base 1 to 1734 and encodes 577 amino acids.